AUGUUGAAGUGCUCCAGCUGUCAGGCUUUCCUCUGUGCCACUUUACAACCAGCUUUUGAUUUUGACAGAUAUAAGGAACGAUGUGCUGAGCUGAAGAAAGCCUUAUGUACUGCCCAUGAGAAGUUCUGUUUCUGGCCAGACAGCCCCUCUCCAGAUCGAUUUGGGAUAUUGCCAUUGGAUGAGCCCACUGUUCUUGUUAGUGAAUUCCUAGAUCGUUUUCAAAGCCUUUGUCACUUGGACCUCCAGCUUCCUUCCUUGAGGCCAGAGGACUUAAAAACUAUGUGCUUGACAGAAGACAAGAUCAGUCUUCUCCUGCACCUGCUUGAAGAUGAACUUGAUCACCGGACUGAUGAGAGAAAAACUGCAACCAAAUUAGGCUCAGACAUCCAAGUGCAUGUCACUGCCUGUAUUCUCUCCGUGUGUGGCUGGGCGUGUAGUUCUUUGUUGGAACCCAUGCAGCUCUCCCUGAUAACUUGUUCACAGUGUAUGAGGAAGGUGGGGCUCUGGGGCUUUCAGCAGAUCGAGUCGUCCAUGACUGACCUGGACGCUUCCUUGGGCCUGACCAGCUCCCCUGUCCCAGGCUCUGAGGGCCGGCCAGAGCGCUCCCCUCUGGUGCCUGAGUCUCCUCGCAGGAUGGUGACUCGGAGCCAGGAUACCAUCUUUUCCCCAGGCUCAGAGCAGGCUGAAAAGAGCCCAGGUCCCAUCAUCUCUAGAACUCGGAGUGGGGACUCAUCCAGUCCUGUGGACCGUCCCGAGCCGGAGGCCACUAGCCCUGCCACCAGAACCCGCCCAGUGACCCGCAGCAUGGGAACGGGAGAAAGCGCCAGCCUGGAAGUGCCAUCUAGUCCUCUUCGAAAAGCCAAACGGGCUCGCCUCUGCUCUUCCAGCAGCUUGGACGCCUCUUCCCGAAGCUUCUUUGAUCCCACGUCUCAGCAUAGAGACUGGUGCCCUUGGGUGAACAUCACACUCGGUAAAGAAACCAGGGAGAAUGGUGGCACUGAGGUGGAUGUCAGCACUCCGGCAGAGCCAGGCUGGAAGGCAGUGCUGAACAUCCUUUUGGCCCACAAACAGUCUAACCAGCCUGCUGAAACCGACUCCAUGAGUCUCUCUGAGAAAUCAAGGAAGGUAUUCCGAAUAUUCCGGCAGUGGGAAUCUCUGUGUUCAUCCUGA
This is a messenger RNA of Rangifer tarandus platyrhynchus (Svalbard reindeer), 1170 nucleotides long. NCBI's taxonomy places the organism in Eukaryota, Metazoa, Chordata, Mammalia, Artiodactyla, Cervidae. The record is from the annotation of a GenBank genome assembly.